AUGUUUUCCGCACUUCGGCUAAACAACAAGAAACAACGCGUCGACCAUUCAUACUCACACGCAAACAGAAACAAGAUUUUGAUGGCCGGCAACGAAGAGACCAUGGAGGCGGAUGAUUCUAACGGCUAUUCGCACGGAAAUAAGGUUAAGCUUAGGCUCAGAGAUCCAUCCAAGAAAGUGGCUCAAACGAAGGAGAUGCUGUCUAAGCAAGCGGUUCAGACCAAAAAGAUCUUGUCCAAACAAGCCGUGAAGAUCGCUAAGCAGGCUGAGGAGCACGAAAGGUUUAUCAACAAGGUGACACAUUUGCUGGGUGUUCUUGGAUUUGGAGGCUUCUGCUUUAUUUUGGGUGCAAGGCCGCAGGAUGUUCGAUACCUGUAUUGCUUGUUCUAUGUGAUUUUCGUCCCACUUCGGUGGAUUUAUUACCGAUACAAGAAAUGGCACUAUUAUCUUCUGCUAAGUUUAACCAGUUCUCUAACAAGUUAUGUAGGUUCUGUAUUCAGGGCAUUCCCACGUAAAGAUUUUUGCUAUUAUGCUAACACAAUAUUCUUGAUUAUGCUGCUGUGUUAUCCUAGAAAUGAGAAGCUUUUCAUGGUUUGCUUCUCGUUUGCAGAGGGGCCGUUGGCAUGGGCUCUAAUUGUUUGGCGAUGCAGCUUGGUUUUCAAUUCUGUGGACAAAAUCGUAAGCGUCUUUAUUCAUCUACUGCCUGGAUUGGUGUUCUUCACAAUCCGAUGGUGGGACCCGGUGUUUUUCGAAGCCAUGCAUCCUGAGGGAACCGCUCGUAGAGCAUCAUGGCCGUAUGUAGAAAGCAAAUCCUAUCUGUGGACAUGGCUUUUUGCUGUUCCUUUGGUUGUUUACCUUAUCUGGCAGCUUCUUUAUUUCCUCAUUGUAAACGUUCUACGUAGACAGAGACUGCUAAGAGAUCCAGAAGUCAUGACUUCCUACAGAGAACUCUCGAAAAAAGCACAGAAAGCAAACAAUGUGUGGUGGCGACUUAGUGGAUUGCUCGGGGACCAGAACCGCAUGUUUAUGUACAUUUUGUUUCAGGCGAUGUUUACGGUGGCCACAACAGCACUUACGGUCCCGAUUUUCCUGUCCUAUGAAUUGCACAUCACUUUUCAAGUGCUCAAGGUCUCUGCAGCUGUAUGGAAUGGGGGCAAUUUUUUACUGGAAGUUAUGCCAAGGCAAGUCAUUCUCAAGGAAAAGAAGAAAACAGAAGUUCCGCCUGUUGAGGCUCGGUUUGACCAGUCGGCAGUUGAGAAUUCGGUCAAAUCGGACGAUUAUGAUGAGGUUACAGAGUCGUCAAUAGCAGAGCAUGCAGAUUAAAAAAAAAAAAAAAAGNAAGAGUAAGCUGGUCUGUUUGUUUACUGUUGGUGAUAACUUGUUGAGCUGAUUUGAUUAGUUCUUUGUUUUACAUGGUCUUGUUUGUCAACUUGGUAUGUAAUGCUGCUGAGAUGAAGAUGAUUUGAUGUCUUAGCUAGGUUGGGUUUAACUUUUAGUCUAGGUUAAAGGAUAUGUGAAUUGUGCUUUAUUUUACAUUAGUCAAUACUUGUAAUUUUUAUUUUAUUUUUUUGUUGAUUUUUUUUUUAAAUUUUAUUGAGGUUAUUUAAAUGGAGAAAU
Molecule: messenger RNA, 1617 nt
Organism: Striga asiatica
Lineage: Eukaryota; Viridiplantae; Streptophyta; Magnoliopsida; Lamiales; Orobanchaceae
Source: the annotation of a GenBank genome assembly